GUACAAUUGUUCCUCAACAUUUGGUACAAUCCAACAAAACAACCAUGGCACCCUCAAUUAUGGAAACAGAACCUGCGCCUGACGUGUCAUUGAAGGCUGAAGCCAAAGUUGCACAAAAUGGAACUCUUAGACACGAAGAAUACCAAUACCUCGACCUCAUUCGCGAGAUCCUCGAGACUGGAGAACAUAGACCAGACAGAACCGGCACUGGCACAUACUCUUUGUUCGCUCCAAAGCCUCUCAAAUUCUCCCUUUCCUCUUCGGACGGCACCCCGAUCCUGCCCCUCCUCACGACAAAACGCGUCUUCCUGCGAGCUGUAAUCGCAGAACUUCUCUGGUUCGUCUCGGGCUCUACAUCUUCCCUGCCACUUGCAGAAGCUGGUAUUAAGAUUUGGGAUGGCAAUGGAUCGCGAGAAUACCUAGAUUCAGUUGGACUCUCCCACCGAGCUGUCGGUGACUUGGGACCUGUCUAUGGUUUCCAAUGGCGACAUUUUGGAGCGGAGUAUGUCGAUGCGCAAACGGAUUAUACAGGGAAAGGCGUGGACCAACUUGCAGAAGUUAUUCACAAGCUAAAGCAUAAUCCUUAUGAUCGACGAAUCAUUCUCAGCGCAUGGAAUCCAAAGGACCUGAAACUUAUGGCUCUACCUCCAUGCCAUAUGUUCGCCCAAUUCUAUGUCUCAUACCCGAAGCUAGAAAAUGGAGAGAAGGGGCAAGGAAGACUUGAUUGUCAGCUCUAUCAGCGCAGUUGCGACAUGGGACUUGGUGUUCCUUUCAAUAUUGCAAGCUAUGCUUUGUUGACGCAUAUGUUGGCACAUGUUUGCAACUUGAUACCUGGGACUUUCACGCAUACUAUGGGAGAUGCACAUGUCUACAUCGAUCAUGUAGAUGCUCUCAAGGUCCAGUUGACCAGAGAACCUAGAUCAUUUCCCCAGCUGGAGAUUGCAAGGGAGAAAGGCGGGAGUAUUGAUGGGUGGAAAGUCGAGGAUUUUGUGGUUAAGGGGUACGAACCACACAAGGGGAUUGCAAUGAAGAUGUCUGUGUAGAUUAAUGGGACAGGAGUAUACGGGUUUGGAUGCAUGAUGAAUACGAUUUAUUGAUACUUUUGCAACGGGAG
Mollisia scopiformis is the source of this 1114-nucleotide messenger RNA. RefSeq names its product thymidylate synthase. Gene Ontology annotation, cellular component: mitochondrion; cytosol. Gene Ontology annotation, molecular function: thymidylate synthase activity. Gene Ontology annotation, biological process: dTMP biosynthetic process. The record is from RefSeq and is a predicted model, not a curated record. Bases 45 to 1043 code for a protein of 332 amino acids. The transcript has 2 exons. Lineage: Eukaryota; Fungi; Ascomycota; Leotiomycetes; Helotiales; Mollisiaceae.